GUUUUGCAUAGACAAAUAAUAUUUGAAAAAAGAAAAUGGGGUGCUUGGCGCUUUAAGUUAAAUCCAAAACUGAGUAAAAGCCUCGGCUUUUCUACGGUCACCUUCAAAACACAGGGAGGGACAAUCUCAAAAGAAAAUGGAAGAUUUGAUAACAAAUUUGAGUAAAAGCCUCGGCUCAUUCUGCAAUCACCUUCAAAGCAGCUGCGACGCUCUUAAGCAAUCCAUCGACCGCCGCCCCAUCCCUCUUGAUUCGGCUUCAUCGACGUUCGUCCAAUGCCUAAACCGCCGCGUUUCAACCGCCACUGCCGACCUCAACCUUCUCGAUUCCAUGUCCUUCGGCACCGUUUCCUUCGAGGAACUCUUAGGUCACUGUUAUCAAAUCUUCAACAAUAACCAAACUCAUCUUCUCCAUCUCGAAGAUCACCUCAAGCCUCUCGGUUAUCUCCCCCUUGAAAUUGAAAAUGAGGAAGAGGAAGAAGAGGUUUUGGAUUCAAAUGACAGAUGUUUCUCCGUCACAAAUUCAGCAAUUAAGAGCUUGGAUGAGGAUCCUUUACUUCUUGAUGAAUCAAUGAGUCUAAAGAAUUUCGGGCUCUCUGAUGUUUGUCUUGCCACUUUAGCAUCUCAAGCUAAUCAAAAGGUUGAUGACUCUGAUUUAUCCUUUGGAGAAAAUAUGUAUAAUGGAGAUAAAGCAAACAACAUCAAGGUUACAAAUAAGCCUGCUACGGACUCCAUAGAAGUAACUAAAGCAGAAGGGGAAAAGGACCCAAAUCAAGUUGAAGUUAAGAGGCCAAUAUUACAAGUAUCCGAGGAUGGUUAUGAAAGUCUUCCUUCGUAUAUGACUAGUUUAGCAUCGUGGGAGGAUCUGCUUGCAGCUGUGGAGAAGAUCAACUCAAGUUUGAACAAGAAAGAGAAAACAAAAGGUUAUAAUUACUUCUACCAAGAUGAAAUUGAAGCCCUGGGCUUAGGGCCUAAAGGGCGAGCUUACUUGCUGCUAUUGGUGCGCAUGAAUCAUCUUAUUGUGGAGACCAUUGAUGGGCGGAUUUCUUAUCGAGUGCUGUGAGCUAGAACCAACCUGAUGGGCGCAUGAACUAUACCGGUUUACCAUACUCUAAACUGGAUCAAAGUAGACACCACCAAAAGGCUAAUCUACCUUUUCUGCAACAUCAAAAUGAUUACACCAUCUAGAAACGAAACAUCUAGCUUUGCGUUCAAUUCAGAAACAUUCAAAAUUGUUGAAUUGAACUCGAAUUAUCAAAUGAAAAUGAACUAAUUCAUGACUCA
Gossypium raimondii (Peruvian cotton) is the source of this 1281-nucleotide messenger RNA. RefSeq lists its product as uncharacterized. The record is from RefSeq and is a predicted model, not a curated record. Gene Ontology annotation, biological process: chromosome segregation. NCBI's taxonomy places the organism in Eukaryota, Viridiplantae, Streptophyta, Magnoliopsida, Malvales, Malvaceae. The coding region runs from base 137 to 1060 and encodes 307 amino acids. The transcript is spliced from 9 exons. Gene Ontology annotation, cellular component: outer kinetochore.